Lycium barbarum (goji berry) is the source of this 909-nucleotide messenger RNA. RefSeq lists its product as uncharacterized. The coding region runs from base 1 to 909 and encodes 302 amino acids. The record is from RefSeq and is a predicted model, not a curated record. The transcript is spliced from 5 exons. NCBI's taxonomy places the organism in Eukaryota, Viridiplantae, Streptophyta, Magnoliopsida, Solanales, Solanaceae.
AUGUCUCCCAAAAUUGAUUUUAUUAGCGAUAUAUCGAGUAAUAAGAUGAUGUGGACCUUAAAGGUUCGCGUAGUGCGAUUCUGGAAGGUUGCUGAUAUUGAAAAUGCCGACAACAUAUUGUCGCUAGAGAUGCUAUUGCAGGAUGAGAGGGGGGGUCGUAUUCAGGCAUCUUUAGGAAAAUCUGUUACGAACAGGUUCCAAAUAGAGAUAAAGGAACUAGGACUAUAUUAUAUGAAGAAUUUCGUGGUUCGCCUGAAUAAACUAAAAUAUAAGACCAACAAUCACCAAUUUAAGCUAAUGUUCACCCAUAGAACGAGUGUGGAGGAAACAGUUGAUGCACACUUUGGUAUGGAAGUCUUCAAAUUUCGACCAUUUGAGCACUUGAUAAAUCAAGUGAACGUUGAGGAUACUGAACUAUUUAGUAAUUAUUCUUCUUGCAUUUUGAUUAAUUUGAACGUUUUACCAACUUUAUCACAGACUGCUUUUUACGUUGUGAUAGAUGUCAUAGGAGAGAUUGUUAGUUACAGACCUAUACAAGAACACAAGCAAGGUGAUAAGUCCAGCGCUUUUAUGAAUGUUGAACUCCAGGAUCAUGAAUAUACGGUUGCAGGUAGAUAUUCUGUACGUAAUUCUUGGCAUGCUUCGAAACUCUGCAUUAAUCCAGAUUUGCCUCAAGUUUGCAGAAUUCAGUUCCAGAUUGGAAAAUGUGCGUGGGGAGGAUUUCUCAAAUAUCCUCUUAACGUAAUUAUUCUGCUGCGGAAGAGUUGGCUUCUGGAAAGGCUCAAGUUAAAACAAUCGGAAACUUGGUUGAGUGUCUUCAGAAUUACUGGUAACGAUGGAAGAAAGGAGAAGAAGAAUUCGCCAUUAAUGAAAGCUGAGGUUCAGACAAGAAAGGACAAAGUGCAAUAA